Messenger RNA from Mycosarcoma maydis (corn smut), 825 nucleotides. RefSeq lists its product as uncharacterized. The coding region runs from base 1 to 825 and encodes 274 amino acids. The transcript has a single exon. NCBI's taxonomy places the organism in Eukaryota, Fungi, Basidiomycota, Ustilaginomycetes, Ustilaginales. The record is from RefSeq and is a predicted model, not a curated record.
AUGCGUCAGCGGAUGCUUGGCCUAUCGUCCACCGCCCCGCACGCGUACGACUCGGAGACGUCAUAUGACACGUCUCUCUCGGACAUGAUCGCAUCACAACAUGCGUUUGCAUGCUGGCUAUCGCGUCCGCCGAUCGAGCUGGACAUUGACACGACCAAUAUCGCGUCGGUAGCAAGUGCGCUGUUCAGCUUGCGCGAAAAGACGAUGCAGGUGGCUUGUUGCUCAGAUACCGACCCGAUCGAUGAGUGCGAGUACCAAGUGUGGUGCUGCGAUGCAUGGCAUAUGCAGCGGAAAGCGAGACGGCUGGUCGUGUGUCCCGAGGCUGAGACACGGUUGUGCAUGAUGCUUGUGCUCGGCCAAGACGACGAAUGGAAAUUGGACAAUCUGUUUGUGCUGUCCAAGAGCGAACAGGCUCGUGUGAUGGCGGGUCUGCAUCCGUGUAUGCCGAGCUGUACACGAGUGCAUCAAAUGCAAACACGUUCAGACGCCGAAGAGGGUGGUGCCGAGUACAUCAACGAUGCUGAUGAUUUCUGGGCUGGUGUUUCGGACGACGAGCAGGACCACGCACGAGUGACAAGCAUGGCUAGCAGCAGUAUUGCCCGACUUGGAACAGAGGUGCCUGCUGGAGCUGUCGAAGACAGCCGUAUGAGCUCAACGGGGCAAGCGCCAACCACAGAACACCAAGCAGCGAUCAGAGACAUCAUCCGUGGUGCCUACACUCUGCACCGUUUGUCAAGAGCCGACACGUCAGAUGCUGAUUCAAUAGAGCACUUCAUCCACUUGGUCCGAUCGACUAUCUCGACUCUGCAUGGCGCGCCGUCCUGA